Cyclopterus lumpus (lumpfish) is the source of this 2080-nucleotide messenger RNA. RefSeq names its product fucose mutarotase (gene fuom). Gene Ontology annotation, biological process: fucose metabolic process. The transcript has 7 exons. The coding region runs from base 91 to 630 and encodes 179 amino acids. Lineage: Eukaryota; Metazoa; Chordata; Actinopteri; Perciformes; Cyclopteridae. Gene Ontology annotation, molecular function: fucose binding; racemase and epimerase activity, acting on carbohydrates and derivatives. The record is from RefSeq and is a predicted model, not a curated record.
CAUGUCUUACCUAAACGAACCCGGAAGUAAGGUGGAGCGAAUGCCCUCGCUUCGCUUCAUUCCCAGUUAAUCGACUCGGUGGCUGCCAGCAUGGUCGUACUGAAAGGGAUCCCCUCAGUUUUAUCUCCGGAACUGCUUUAUACGCUCGCUCAAAUGGGACACGGGGAUGAACUGGUGCUUGCUGACGCUAACUUUCCAGCGUCUUCCAUUUGUGCUUGUGGUCCAACACAAAUCAGAGCAGAUGGUUUGGGAAUACCAAAACUUUUGGAGGCCAUUUUGAAGCUCUUGCCUCUGGACACCUAUGCCCCUUCUCCGGCUGCAGUCAUGGAUCUGGUAGACAGUGACAAGCAGAGACGUUUGGCAGUGCCUGUGUGGGCAACCUACACGCAGCUCCUGGAUCAGGCGGGGUCUCAGUCUCCUAUUGAGAAGGUGGAGAGGUCUGCUUUCUAUGAGCGAGCCAAGAAAGCCUUCGCUGUUGUGGCAACCGGGGAUCUACACAGGAAGAGGAUCACUGGUGGUAGAGAUCAUCCAGAUCUUCCUCUGGUUUGCUGUGCUUCCUCUGAAAUGGUGAACUCUGACAUCACUUUCACCCACGACCUCAGGGCUCAGCAGCUCCAUCUGCACAGGUGAAUCCUGGUCGUCACGGUGAUACAGCGCGUCCUCAUCCUUCUCUGGUUCAGAGAGUGCUUCGCGGACCUCUGCACCAGCUUUGUAUCCAGCCACAAGUGGAGCCAGAUAUACGUCCAGCUCCUCCCUCGCUUUGUUGUAGACUUCAUCCCAGUCCUGCUCAGGCUCAUCUGAGGCCACCUUACUGAAACCAGGGUGGUCGAUGUCAUCUGUAUCCUCCUCAUUCUUCUGAUGGUUCUUGAUGUGGGCAUCUUCCUGCCUGGGUGCUUCGCGGAUGUCGGCAGCAGGGAGGGCAUCCAGGUUUUGGAUUUGAACAAUGAGGAGUUCGUCCAUUGAAGGAUGGUACAGCUCAUCCAAGUCUUCUUCGGCCUUCCGGGGCUUUUUGUCCUCUCCGCUGGCCGUCAUACUCUUCCAAAUCAUCAUGCGAGGGUCAAUGUCAUAGUGAGUCUCAUCCAUGUCCUCGGGAGGCUCCACUUCUACUCCCCACGACAUCUUUCCUUUGUUAUCUAAGGACCUGAGAAAAAUAGAAAAACACAAUCGAAGUCUGCAUUUCCUCAAUCCAGGAGACAAUUACUCUCUUUAGGUUUAGUUUAAGGAAACUACAACUUACACAACCGUAUCCUGGAAUUCUUCAUCUGUGAGUUUGUUCUGAGAAAAGAGAAUAUAUUAAUUCUAUAGAUAUACAAAUAUUAGAUGACUGAUGUCCACAAAGUAGACGGGGAUGUAAUUUUACAUUCAUCAGGAAUAAUUUAUUAUAUGAUUUGUAUCUGUGGAGUCGACAGUGUAAUACUGUGGACAGCCAAUAGCAACAUAUACAUACCCAGGGUUUGUAUGGCUUUGCAGUGAUGCCAAAUAUCAGAUAAACACAGAUUAUUAGAGAAAACCUGCAAGUGAAGAGACUGGAUUAACGUCCACAUUUAAAGACUGUGACAGAUGUUACACAACAAAUCCAGUAAAAGAAACAAACCAUGCAAUCUUUCCGCUGUGACACUUUAGAACCAGGUUACCAAUCGGUGACAGAAACCCUUUGAAGAGAUUUGCUGUUUUCUUACCUGAGCAUGUUGACUGCUUUUAGCGCAACGCUUUGGAUCUGAACAAAUCGUUUCCCCUUCACCUUCUGUGAAAAUGAAGGAUCAAAGUCCCACCAAUAAAUUAAUCGUAUUGUCUUGACCUUUGUACUUAUGAGUGUCGGCUGGAAGUAAUUCACUGCCUUGAGCAACAUUUUUUCAACAUAAGUGUCUCUUUGCCAAUGGCUGAAGUUCCUCAUUCUGUCAUCAAGUUCAAUAAGAGUAACUAUACGUGUUAAUAUAUCUGUCUUGCGUAAGAUCAAUGCCACUUCUAGUUUAGUUUACCAUGGCUAUUUUUCUGUGAUUGAAAGGUAACUUGUUUCUGAUUUAUGGCAUUGCAUGAAUUAUUUACUGUUGUAAUAAAUGUAACUAGUUUUACAACUACA